Vigna unguiculata (cowpea) is the source of this 1630-nucleotide messenger RNA. RefSeq names its product EPIDERMAL PATTERNING FACTOR-like protein. Lineage: Eukaryota; Viridiplantae; Streptophyta; Magnoliopsida; Fabales; Fabaceae. The record is from RefSeq and is a predicted model, not a curated record. Gene Ontology annotation, biological process: stomatal complex development; guard cell differentiation.
UGGCUACUUUACCUAUAACUCACUGAACUCUCUUUGUUUAAUUGUGCAUGCCUUGUUUGUUCUCUUUCUUCCAGGGUGCUUUUUGUACCAUAAUAAAUUAUGUAACUGGCUGCAGUCAAUUACAACACAAUAAUGUCUACUUUACAGUGCCUAAUAUGCUUAACAGAAAAAAAUGACAUAAUAUAACAGUAAUACUUAAUGGCUACUUCACCUAUAACUCACUGAACCCUCUCUGUUUACUUGUGCAUGCCUUGUUUGUUCUCUUUCUUCCAUGUUGCUUUUUGUACCAUAAUAAAUGAUAUAACCGGAAUAUGCUCUUCAUUUAAUGCGGGAAAAUAUCCAGCAGGUGAGGUGGGACACCCAAAUUCAAUGCCAAGUAGUAAAGGAAUAGCCCAGAUUGGAUGUUAAUAAGGAGACUUGUAACUGAAUGCUUAGAGACUGGUGCUUUUUACCACUUUAAAUGACUGGAUUUCUGUUGUUGAUUUCUUUCUUCCCCAUAUGGCAAUGAAAGCAUCAGGAAAUGGGAAAGGCUUUGUAAGUAGUGUGUGGUCUACACGUCAAAGUUUUUAUUUUUUUUAUUUUUAAUCUAAAAUAUAAGAACUUUAUAGGGGCCUUGCAGGUGUUUCAGACAAUCAGGCCCUAAAAGGGUGCUGUUAUUCUGAAUUAGUGGACCACCAUAAAUAGUACUACUAAUUUAGAUUGAUUUGAGAGAGAAAGGUUUGGCUUGUUUUGAAAGGUAAGUUAUCCAAGGUUAGAUGCAGAAAGACAGUGGAAAAAAGACUAGUCUUUGGACUUCCUAGUGAGUUGUCAAAGGAAGGUGAAAAUUGCUGUGGAUUUUAACUAUGUGACAAGAAAACUGAAUCUCUUGCUUGUGAAGCAAAAUCUCUUGGCCAAUGCAUAGGUUUUAAAGUGUAGCCUUAGAAUGUUUGGGGGUCCCGGCCUGCUUUUUGGGAUUUGAAGCUUGCAAGCUCCUUUGGUACCCUUCAUAUAUUCCAGCAAUCAUCCCUAGCCACUUGUUAUGAAUGAUUUAAAUUCUGCACGUCUCUCACAACAUUAUCAUCAACACAAACAUCAUCCCAAACAUUACCAUCAACAACAAACAUCAUCUGAUCACAUCCAUCAUUUGCAUUUUUGAAGAAAGAAAAAUGAUAGGAAGAUUAUUCUGUUUUCUGCUAGCACUGCAAAUAGUGAGUUUGGUUUCUGCAGUAAGGAAGCCAUUUCUUCCAGCCCAAGAAGAGGUUCUACAAUCUCCACCACCAUAUACUACAGAAUCAAAAAAGGGUUUCAUGGACAUAGGCACGUCAGAGGCAAUGCAGGAAGCAUAUGGUAGAGGAGUGAGCAAAAUAGGGUCAAGUCCACCAAGCUGUGAGCACAAGUGCUAUGGUUGUGUUCCAUGUGAAGCCAUUCAAGUUCCCAGCACCAGCACCAGGCGCAGCCAUUUGGGCAUCCAGUAUGCAAAUUAUGAGCCUGAGAGCUGGAAGUGCAAGUGUGGUCCCUCCUUCUAUAGCCCGUGAACACUGUUCAUAUAUGCUAAAUAUUGUUGAUAUAAUGUAAUGACAUGUUAUCACCUCUCAAGUUCAUACAUAAUAUCCCUUUGUAGUUUGUAGAAAUGUCUCCUCGUAUUAAAAGA